AUGCUUGGCGGCACGAUGCUGAAAAGAUACGCGCGUACCUCUGCGGCUGAUUUCACGCACACCGUUAUCGGCGCAGGCGCAGUUGGGCUUGCGACUGCGGCAGAUAUUGCCAUGCGCUUCCCGGACGCAAACAUAUUACUGCUAGAAAAGAAUGCAAAGUAUGGUCUGGAGACCUCGAGUCGGAAUUCGGAAGUCGUUCAUGGUGGUUUGUACUAUCCCGAGGGCUCUUUGAAAGCAAAAUUGUGCAUUGAAGGAAAAAAUAUGAUAUAUGGAUUGAAAAAUGAAAACGGCGCCGCAAGAGACGUUGCGGUGCGCAAUUGCGGCAAGUGGAUCGUGGCGCAGACUGCGCAGGAGAUGGAGUACUUGCAGCGCAUGCAUGAGAAAGCGGAGCGCAUGGGUGUACCCACGGAUUUUGUUGGGAUUGGUGAGGCGAAGAGGCGCGAGCCGCUGAUAAGCGCAAGGUGCGGCAUCCUACACUCUCCGACAACAGGCAUUUUAUCAGCGCAUGCGCUAAUGGAUUACCAGUUUGCGAGAUUCCAAGAGGCAGAAGGUUCGGCUGUUUUCAACACCAAAGUUGUUGGCCUCGAAUAUAUGAAGUCUUCGGGUAUCUAUAAGGUUCAAACAGAGCUCUGUGGCACCAGUGCAGGCGCAGAUGAGGAAGAUGGCGCGUUCAGCUUCACGACGAAUGCGCUUAUCAAUUGCGCAGGCUUGCGCGCCGCCGAAAUCUCCAACAUGAUUCUGCCCGAAAAUCGCCACAUCAAGCAAUAUUACGCAAAGGGUAACUACUUCAGCUAUAGCGGCAGGCCGCUUGGAAUCAAAAGGCUUGUCUAUCCUUGUCCGACCCCUGGCGUCGCGUCGCUAGGAACGCAUUUAACGAUUGAUCUGGGUGGAGAUGUGAAGUUUGGCCCGGAUUUGGAGUGGGUAGACAACUGUGAUGACUACAGUGUUAAUAGCAGCAAUCUUGAAGCAGCAUGCAAGCAAGUCAGCCUUUAUCUUCCCGGAAUAAAGCCGGAAAAUCUCACUCCUAGUUAUUCUGGUAUUAGGCCAAAGAUCAUAGGUCCAAACGAAAAACGGUUUCAGGAUUUCAUUAUCCGUGAGGAGAAGGAUUUUCCAGGAUUUAUCAAUCUCCUUGGAAUAGAAAGCCCGGGUUUGACCUGCUCAAUGGCUAUCGGAAAAUAUGUUUGUGACAGAUUUAUUUAA
This is a messenger RNA of Brettanomyces bruxellensis, 1200 nucleotides long. RefSeq lists its product as uncharacterized. Gene Ontology annotation, molecular function: (S)-2-hydroxyglutarate dehydrogenase activity; (S)-2-hydroxy-acid oxidase activity. Gene Ontology annotation, cellular component: mitochondrion. The transcript has a single exon. Bases 1 to 1200 code for a protein of 399 amino acids. The record is from RefSeq and is a predicted model, not a curated record. Lineage: Eukaryota; Fungi; Ascomycota; Pichiomycetes; Pichiales; Pichiaceae.